Messenger RNA from Linum trigynum, 1201 nucleotides. The record is from the annotation of a GenBank genome assembly. NCBI's taxonomy places the organism in Eukaryota, Viridiplantae, Streptophyta, Magnoliopsida, Malpighiales, Linaceae.
UUCAACGACCACCACAGUUUUGCCAUUCCUUCCUUUCUUCUCCACCAAACAAAGAGAGAGUGAUGUUGAUCAAAGGCAUGGCUUCCAACUGCAAAACAUGCGCCCUUCCCCUGCUGCUGCUCUUCGCCGCGGCAAUCGCUCUAGGCAGCAACGGAGUUGCUGCUGCUGCAUCAUCUCGCCGCAUGUUGGAGCUGCCGGAGCUUCCGAAGCCCGAAUUGCCUCCUCUGCCUAAAGUGGAGCUUCCACCUCUCCCCAAGCCAGAGCUGCCCCAUCUCCCUGAUCUCCCCAAGCCAGAGCUGCCCCAUCUCCCUGAUCUUCCUAAGCCAGAGCUGCCCCAUUUCCCUGAUCUCCCCAAGCCAGAGCUGCCGCACUUUCCAGAGCUGCCCAAACCCGAAAUCCCCAAGCCUGUAGUUCCAGAGUGGCCCAAACCUGAAAUCCCUAAGCAUGAAGUUCCAGAGUUGCCCAAACCUGAUGUCCAUAAGCCCCAAGUUCCAGAGCUGCCAAAACCUGAAAUCCCAAAACAUGAAGUUCCAGAAUUGCCAAAACCUGAAGUCCCAAAGCAUGAGGUGCCAGAGUUGCCCAAACCUGAAAUCCCCAAGCUUCCAGAACUGCCGAAACCUGAGAUCCCUAAGCAUGAAGUUCCAGAGUUGCCCAAACCUGAAAUCCCCAAGCCUGAAGUUCCAGAACUGCCGAAACCUGAAGUCCCUAAGCACGAGGUGCCAGAGUUGCCAAAACCUGAAUUUCCACCUCUGCCCAAGCCUCAAGUUCCAGAACUUCCCAAACCUGAACUUCCACAUUUCCCAAAACCUGAAGUUCCACAGCUGCCUAAAGUGCCAGAGAUACCAAAACCUGAACUUCCAAAAGUACCAGAAAUGCCCCAUCUCCCUGACCUCCCAAAACCCAUUACUCCUUGAAAUCUUUCCCAGCUUGCUCUUCUGCCUGUUGAAGGUGGUGGCUGCUGCAUCUACUAGUUUCUCAUACCAUCAUUAUCCAUAUGGAUCUGCUUUGGCUGCUAGCUUUCGAUUUGUGUAACGCGAUCUGUGUGUUUCGUUACCUUUUCUGUUUCUAUUUUGUUUUAUGAUUUUGAACUUAUUAAUGUGUGUGUGUGAUUAAUGUACUUCAUGGUGUACCCGAUUAUGAUUUAUAUAUUGAGAUGGAUAUUAAUCCAUUAUAUUGAUAUGAUUAAAAUAUUUUUAAUUAG